GGGAAUACUGGAGUGCUCAGCCCGGGCCUCGUGCUGCUCGGCUCACGUUACGUGGUGUACUGUGGUGGUUGUGGCGCGCGCCGGCUGCUGCACGUGUUGUGUUGGGAGACACGCCGCGCUCCUUCUCUUGUCCGCUCGCUUCCUGUUUCACAUGGGCGUCGGCUGAAUGAUGCCCUGCGACCCCCUAAUGAAGCCAAAACUCGGCUUCUCCAUAGAGUCCCUGGUGGGCGGCAAGGUAGGCUCAGAAGGUCGUGGGUCACCGCCGCUUGCCGACACCUGCAGCGACCGUGGUGUGUCGCCCCCGACCUCCAUGCCUCCGUCGCCUCUCUCGCCAGGGCCGCCUGCCUUCAGCGACCUGAGGGCGCCCCUGGCCAUGCGGGCGCUUUUCGACGACAAUAAACCGCUGCCCAUCCAGCGGCCUCAACCCAUUAAUGGUGCCACUCAAAGACCGUCUCAGGAGGUGAACCUACCGCCCUCCCUGCUGGCGGCGGCCAAACUUCCCACUGGGCUACAUCCCGCCCUUCUGCCGCAUCACUUGAACCUGGCACUGCCGCACCUACAGGGGCUUCACGGAGCCUUCCCACCACACCUUAACCCGCUCAUGAUGGGCGGCAGUGGUCCCGGUCUGGCCGCCCACCUGCCUCGGGAGUACCCGCUCUACCCAUGGCUUCUGUCACGUCAUGGACGAGUCUUCCCUCACGGCCUCCCGAGUCCUGAACAGCUGGCGUAUCUGCUACAGCCCUUCAGGAAGCCCAAGAGGAUCCGGACGGCGUUCAGCCCGAGUCAGCUGCUGAAACUUGAGGAAGCGUUUGAGAAGAACCAGUAUGUGGUGGGAGCCGAGAGGAAACAGCUGGCCCAGUCCCUCAACCUCUCUGAAACACAGGUCAAAGUUUGGUUCCAGAACAGAAGGACGAAAGAGAAGAGAAUCCAACAAGAAGACGAAGGAGAAGGUGGAGAAGGGGGAGGAAAUAAUGGUGAAGGAGGUGCAGUAGGAGGGGGAGGAGGAGGUGGAGGAGGCGGAUCAACAACUGCAGUAGGGGGAAGCAGCUCCUCUACCUCCGAUAAGUGUUCCUCCGCCUCCUCAGCUUCUCCUGAGAGAGCCUCCAAACCCAUGGAGGAGGAAGAAGAGGACGACGAGAUCAUCGAGGACGACUCUGAGAGUGAAAGUGUAGGCGUGGGCGGGGGACGGGUGGAACUCACCACGGGCUGAGGUGUCUGCUACCUGCUCACGCCCAUCUCGGCCACACCUACAUCCCUUUGCGCCCAGUCAGGACCUGCUGCACCUACCACACUGUACAAACCCCUGUAUGUUUGCCCCUGUGCACACGGUGGUGUGCGUCGCCUGUGCAUAGCGGCUGUGCCAAGUAUGUGCACACCUUGCUGUAUGCUCCGGAUACACGGCAGUGCACCCAGCGCCAUACACGCCAGAAAAUUGUGAACAUUUGUGUUAAUAUAGUGGUAUGUAGGAGCGAGUACACAGCCUUGGUGUAUAAGGCUGUGCUCGGCCUGGCUCCGCUAGUCACGGACAGAUAGGACUGCCCGCUGUUGUUCCCGCCCUCUGGUGGACCUUUAGAGAAAUUCUCCCUGACCUGACUAGAUUAAGUCUUGAGUGAUGGGUGUCAUACACCUCAGAAAUAAAGAUUUUUAUCUAGUAUGUGGAACAGUGUAUAUAUUAUGUAUGUGCAUCAGAUGCUUUCGUGAUACGACCAACAACAGUGAAGUCUUGAGGGAACAAGACACUAAGUUGUUCACACUAACGGGGAUAAACUUAACAGGAUUAAAAUUUCACGAGUUUAAGAAACAAAAUAAAAUCCUUCGUCAUCUCUUACAGACACUGACGACCCGAGGUAUUUGGAAAGUUUCGCUCUUUAUAUAAAUACUACAUUCAAGACACAGUGGCCCUGUGGUGCCAUUGAGGGGCGUUAAAGAGUGCCAACCUGAGAUGGAGAGAGCUAUACUUGGCAGCAACUGACUCGACCCUUGCCACAGUCACUGACACCUACAGCUUUACAUUACUAAGUGUCGAGGCUCCAAUACUUAAUACAUUCCUCCCUCCAGUCCUUAUGUUAUUGAUCAUAAAUAAACUAAGUGUUGUGAGUGACGGAAUGUGAGUGACGGAGUGUGAGUGACAAAUGACUAUCGUGUGUAACUCUCGAGACGUCGCCAUGUGUGUAAUAAUAAUCAUCAAGUGUUACCUUAUACCUUAAUGUGUUCUUGCCAUUCAGUAUUUAAGGUC
Molecule: messenger RNA, 2236 nt
Organism: Homarus americanus (American lobster)
Lineage: Eukaryota; Metazoa; Arthropoda; Malacostraca; Decapoda; Nephropidae
Product: homeobox protein EMX1-like
Exons: 3
Coding region: 167-1210 (347 amino acids)
Biological process (GO): regulation of DNA-templated transcription; central nervous system development; brain development
Molecular function (GO): DNA-binding transcription factor activity, RNA polymerase II-specific; DNA binding
Source: RefSeq, a predicted model, not a curated record